Malassezia sympodialis ATCC 42132 is the source of this 1749-nucleotide messenger RNA. It is a transcript of the gene CDC14, whose product is annotated as phosphoprotein phosphatase CDC14. The record is from RefSeq and is a predicted model, not a curated record. Gene Ontology annotation, biological process: protein dephosphorylation. NCBI's taxonomy places the organism in Eukaryota, Fungi, Basidiomycota, Malasseziomycetes, Malasseziales, Malasseziaceae.
AUGGUCCCAGACGACUCCGACCUCAUUGAUGCUGCGAGUGUCCCCGCGUGUGGAGAGACCAUGCGGCCCAGCUCGCCGCGCGCCGUGCGCGCGCCGUCGCUGCGUCUCGCGCACGACCUGGUGCCUGUGUCAAAUCGCUUUUGGUUCGGUAUUUUUGCCGACACGCUGCCGGAUGCCGACGAGCUGAAUGCGGGCGAUGGUCUGCAUGCAGCGGUGCUACCGGCGGAUGUGCCGCUCUCACAGCAGCCCACGAAGCUGCAGUGGUUCUGCAUUGACGAGGACCUCGUGUACCUGAGCUUCUCGAACGACUGGGGGCCGCUGAAUGUCGCCAUGUUCUACCGCUUCUGCGUGCAUGUCCACCAGAUGCUCAUCGACCCCGCGAUGCAGGACACGCACCUCGCGCUGUACACCAACACGCACCCCCACCACAAGGCGAAUGCGGCGCUGCUGUGUGCCCUCUACGCCCUGACCAUUGACCACAUCUCGCCGGCGGACGCCUUCUUCCCGUACAGCGAGAUGGAGCUGAUGCCAUUCCGCGACGCGGGCUACGGCCGCGCCGACUACUGCCUGACGAUCCAGGACAUCCUGUACGGCGUGCGCCGCGCCCUCGACUGCGGCCUGCUCGAUCUCACGACGUUCGACCUGGCCGCCUACGAGCACUACGAACAGGUGCAGCAUGGCGAUUGGAACUGGAUCACGCCCCACUUUCUCGCGCUCGCAAGCCCGAAAGACCGCGCGUACAUGGCCGCUCUCGCGGCCGGCGGCCCCGCCGCCGCCAGCGCCGCCGCCCGCGCUGCGGCGCGCGUGGCGCCGAAUCCCAUGCUGCGCCACACGGUCGACUACUUCCAGGAGCACAAGGUCGGCCUCGUGGUGCGCCUGAACAAUCCGCUGUACCUCCGCGACGUCUUCGAGAACGCGGGCAUCGAGCACCUCGAACUCUACUUUGACGAUGGCUCCAAUCCCUCGGAGGACAUUGUGCGCACCUUCAUCCACGAGGCGGACCGUGUGAUUGAGAGCGGCCGCGCCAUCGCGGUGCACUGCAAAGCGGGCCUCGGACGCACCGGCGUGCUGAUCGGCGCCUACCUCGUGUGGAAGCACGGCUUUACCGCGAGCGAGGUCAUUGGGUACAUGCGCCUCAUGCGCCCCGGGUGCGUCGUGGGGCCACAGCAGCACUUUAUGUACGAGCAGGCCGCCACAUGGCUGCGCUGGGGCGUCGAGGACCGCCUGCGGGCCGAGCUGGCCAAGGAGCCCACCUUGGCGCCGGUGCCGGUGCCGCGCACGCCCGCGGCGCCUACGCCCACGACGAAGCCGACGCCCUGUGUCGGGCAGCCGCGCAAGAGCCCCAGCCCCAAGCGCCGGCGCGUCGCGCUGGGCGCGGCGACCGACAGUACGCCGCGCGUUGCGUCGGACGAGCACGACGCCAAGGCAGUCGCCGAGCAGCUCGAGAGUGACACGGCGCCCCGGACCGACGCGGAGGUGCUGGGCGUUGUGCCGCGACCAGCGCCGGACGCACCUGCCUCGCCGACGGCGACGGCGGCCGCGAAUGCUGCGCGCCUUUCCGAGACAGCGCACACGCCGUCGCGUGUGCGCCGCGUCAUGACGCCCGCGCAGCCAGCCACCACACGCGUGGCGCGCUCGCCCACCGCCAAGCCGGUGCUGGCUCGCCCGGCGGUGCGUGCGGUGCGCCCUGCUGGCGCCGAGAACCGCCCGCCGGCGCCGCGCACAGCGCGAGCUCGGCCGCGGCCGUAG